Macrosiphum euphorbiae (potato aphid) is the source of this 1875-nucleotide messenger RNA. Lineage: Eukaryota; Metazoa; Arthropoda; Insecta; Hemiptera; Aphididae. The record is from the annotation of a GenBank genome assembly.
AUGACGAACUCGACUUUGCUACUACCCCAGUACCACAAGUAUCUCAAUGGCGCACCAGUGCCGUUCAGCAGGCGCACCCGGAGGAACAGCGAACUGUGUCUGGUCGUGCUGGUAUUCAUCUCCCUGACGGUCAUCUGCUUUGGAGCUGUGUUCUAUUUACCUGAGUUCAAGGCGACCUACGGUGGUACCAUCAACAAUGUCUACAAGCACAUACAGAACGCAGGGCCCGAACUGUUGUUGCCAGCCCACGGAAACUCAAGGCACGAUGGAGUGCUGGAGGAUCCGCACGCCGCUUGGGACAAGCAAAUACUGUCCGCCAAAAUCGAUGAGGACUAUUCGGACAAACGCAAAGUAUUAGAAAGACCAGAUACAGGCAAUGCUAUCAAACGACAUAUUAUCAAUAACAGUAGUUUCAAUCCUGAAGCCGAAUCAAUCGUUGAACAAGUCCAAACCAGUCAAACUUAUGAAAAUUCUGAGUUGAGACAAAGGCGAAACAAAGUUAAAGAAAUGAUGAAACAUGGCUGGGAUAAUUAUGUUAAAUAUGCAUGGGGUAAAAAUGAAUUGAAGCCUGUGUCAAAACGAGAUCAUUCUGGAAGCGUAUUUGGAUCAGCAAAUAUGGGUGCAACUAUUGUCGAUUCAUUGGAUACAUUAUUAAUUAUGGGUUUACACGAUGAGUAUAAACUUGGAAGAGAUUGGGUGGCUAAUAAUUUUACUUUAGAAAAUGUGAAAAUAGAUAUAUCAGUUUUUGAAACAAAUAUUCGUUUUAUUGGCGGUUUUCUCACGUGUUAUGCUAUGACUGGUGAUACUGUUUUCCGUGAUAAAGCUGACUAUAUUGCAAAAAAAUUAUUACCCGCAUUUCAAACACCAACUGGAAUACCAUAUUCAUUAGUCAAUUUAAAAACAGGGAACAGCAAGAAUUAUUUAUGGGCAAGUGGUGGUAGUAGUAUACUAUCAGAAUUUGGUACUCUACAUUUGGAAUUUGUAUACUUGUCUGAUAUCACUGGCAAUGACAUUUAUAGACAAAAAGUUGAUCAUAUUAGACAGUUUGUAAGAAGUCUUGAUCGACCUAAUGGAUUAUAUCCGAAUUUCUUAAAUCCUAUUACUGGAAAAUGGGGACAACGCCAUGUAUCACUCGGAGGCCUUGGUGAUAGUUUUUAUGAAUAUUUGUUGAAAGCGUACAUACAAUCUAACGGUAAAGAUUUAAUAGCACGUGACAUGUUUGAUGAUGCCAUGGCAAGUGUGAUGGAUAACCUAGUUCAAACAUCUUCUACUGGACUAACAUAUUUAGCAGACAUGCGUUUUGAUAGACUUGAACAUAAAAUGGACCACUUAUCAUGUUUUGCCGGUGGAAUGUUUGCACUUGCUGGUGAAACUCUAGGUAGUGAUGCGUCUAAACACUAUACUGAUCUUGGAGCUAGUUUAACAGAAACGUGUCAUGUAGCUUAUGAUAAAACUGCUACAAAAUUGGGGCCUGAAGCUUUUAGAUUUACAGAUAAUUAUGAUGCAGUUGCAGUCCGUGGCACUGAAAAAUACAAUAUUCUUCGGCCUGAAACUGUUGAGUCAUAUUUUGUUUUAUGGCGAUUAACUCAUGACAAUAAAUACCGAGAAUGGGGAUGGGAGGCCGUGCAAGCUUUUGAAAAACACUGUAGAGUAUCGGGUGGAUACAGUGGAAUUAAAGAUGUUUACCAAAUAGAUUCAAGUAAAGAUGAUGUACAGCAGAGUUACUUUUUUGCUGAAACUCUCAAAUAUUUAUACCUAUUAUUCAGUGACGAUAAUCUAAUUCCAUUAGAUAAAUGGGUAUUCAAUUCAGAAGCUCAUCCACUUCCUGUAAAAGAACUCAAUACUCAAUAUAGAAUGCAUCAAAGAGUUGUAUAA